AUGGCGGCUCCUUGGGGCGAGUACUUCAGCAAUGGGAGCCAGGUUUUGUGCCAGAUGUGCCAGGAGCAGCGGUUGCAGGGCGAGGUGGUAGCCUUCGACUACCAGUCCAAAAUGCUGGCUUUAAAAUGUCCCUCUUCCAGCGGAAAGCCCAACCACACAGACAUCUUGCUCAUAAACUUACAGUAUGUUUCAGAAGUGGAAAUUAUGAACGACUGCACAGAAACCCCUCCUCCUUUAGCUUCACUCAAUGUCAGUAAGCUUGCCAGCAAAGCGCGGAUGGAGAAGGAAGAGAAGCUGAGCCAGGCCUAUGCAAUCAGUGCUGGUGUCUCCCUAGAGGGCCAGCAGCUCUUCCAGACCAUCCACAAGACCGUUAAAGACUGUAAAUGGCAAGAAAAAAACAUUGUAGUUAUGGAAGAAGUUGUUAUUACACCCCCAUAUCAAGUGGAAAACUGCAAAGGCAAAGAGGGGACUGCACUGAGCCAUGUACGCAAAAUAGUUGAAAAGCAUUUUAGAGACGUGGAAAGCCAAAAGAUCCUGCAGUGUUCACAAGCCCAGCAACCACAGACGGAGGCUGCCCUGUCCUGA
This is a messenger RNA of Oryctolagus cuniculus (rabbit), 585 nucleotides long. The record is from RefSeq and is a predicted model, not a curated record. NCBI's taxonomy places the organism in Eukaryota, Metazoa, Chordata, Mammalia, Lagomorpha, Leporidae.